CGCCCCUCGCAGCAGCGCAGCGCGGGCCCGCCAAGAAGCUGCGGAGCACUGGGCGCCAUGGCCGACCCGAUGAGCCGUGAGAAGCUAGGCCGGAGGCCGGGGCAGAGAAAACUAGACCUUUUGCUAAUUGGAGACGCCACAAGAUACUUCCUGUCUAGCUCUGUACAGAAACUCCUUUCCAGCACGGCGCAUGUCACCCUGACCAUUUGCGAUGUGAAGAAGGUAGCUGUCUUUUUGGCUGCAAAGACAUUCGACAUAAUUUUCCUGAAGGUGACUUCCACCUUAACUGCAGAGGACCUGGAGGCCGCCAAGUUAAUUAGAUCUCGAAAGAAGAAAAACACAUGUUUGCUGUUUGUGUUUGUAAUACCUGAAAAUUUUAAAGACUGUAUUUCAGAAUAUGGAGUGGAUAUAAGUUUUACUGAGCCACUGACCUUGGAAAAAUUGAACACAGUGGUAAACUACUGGAGAGCAUUCUUCACAGAUAUGGAUGCGGAAAGCGUCGAGAGCCUUCCAGAAUGUAGACUGCACCUCCAGACUGCCUGUGCUGAACUCGGGGGACACUUUUCUCCUGAUCUGGUUCUUUGCUCUGAGCGGCUGAAAACUGACCCAGAAGUUGAAGUGAAGGCCCCAUUGCCAGGUCCCGAGAGAAGCAGAAAGACCUCCACUCUUCACUCAAGCAAAGAAAAGCUGAGGAGGGAGCGCAUCAAGUUUUGCUGCGAGCAGCUCCGCACUCUCUUGCCGUACGUCAAGGGGAGGAAGAGCGAUGUGGCUUCAGUUAUCGAGGCGACGGUUGAUUAUGUGAAGUACGUCCGGGACAAUAUGUCUCCAGCCGUCAUGGCCCAGAUUACAGAAACCCUCCAGAGCAAUAAAAGGUUCUCUAAGAAGCAGAUGCCCAUUGAGCUGUUCCUGCCACGUGCAGCCACGGCACAGAGGAAAGAUGGUGUGCUGGCAAGCGCGUACUCAUCCGUGCGGGAGAUCCUGGCUGAUCAGUGCUUGAAUGUGUGCUCCAUGCCUGCUGCAGGAGGAGGACCCUUGGAGGAAUCUGGAAGAGGUCAGCCAAGCUCUGCUUCAGAAAGCCCUGUUGAGGAUCUCUAUACAACGCGAGUCCCCACGCUCUCUCUUAACUCCUUCCAUGCUGUCAGAUAUUGUUCUGGGCCUGUCCGUCCCCAUGAAGCAGCUGCCAGAACAAAUCAGAACAUUUCUAUCUAUUUGCCAUCUGCUGUGUCCAGUGUCUCCAACCUCCUCUCUCAGCACUGCAAUUCUGUGCUUUGCCAAACAUGCCCGGCCAAUCCCAAUUGCCCGUGUACUCCAGGCCAUGAGCUUCCAGCCGGUCCUCGAGCUACCUCAUCCAGCAUCUUCCGUGGGUCCCAAGAUGCAAACUCAGAUCAUCAGACUUCUCAGCAACUGCUUGGGCCCGCUGAGCCAUCUCUCCAGCGUCAAGAAAACAAUUACUUUUAAGAAAAGUAAAUAUUUGGAAACCUGUAGAUUUAGUUGCCUGAGACUCCAGUUGGCUUUAUGAUCUAUUUCAUGAUACAGAAAUGCAUUUGUGACAUUGUUAAGAGUGAGCCAGCCUUCGGUUAAGGUGUGCCUCUCCCUCCUCUGCAGCAACAGUUCGGGGCAUGCUAACGCUCCAUGCUUGAGGUUCAUGUUCUAGACCACAUGCUGGGCACAGUUGCUCAGUUCAGGAAGAAGGGACAAAGAAAGAUUUUUGAAAGCUGCCGGCCCUGGCUUUUGAUGAAUGUGCUAGAAUCUUCCAAGAUACGUAGAAAGACAGUGGAUGGCAGUGAUAGCCUUGUGUUCCCAGGCAUCUUCAUCCAUGCAAGCAGCAGCAGCCCGAGAGACCCACGGACAUUCAUUCUACCAAAAACCAUUGUUCGCUUUGUGACGAUCAUGCUACGAGGAAGACCCAUGUGGGUGUAAAUAGCCAGGCCUAGGAAGGCAUGUCGAUUCUCCCAGGCCACCAAGCACAGAUCCUGCAGCCUGCUUGCUUCUGUCACUGACUUCUAGUUGACAUCUUUUCUAGAUUUGGCAUUUUAGAGAGACGUCUUCUUCAUUCGCCACCCAAACUAAAAUAUCCGGGGGGCUAUGGAGUGGUGCCUGCCUUUCCAGUGGGUGACUGGCUGCAUUAAUGCGCUUUUGGCUGCAUUUUGCGACCCUAUCAGUGGUAUGAGAGCUAGGAGAGGCGUUUAUCUUGCUGGAUCUUUAUUUACAGACCCACAGAUUUCCGCUUUGUCCUUUCUCCCUACGCGGUGUUAGAGCAACUGUCGUAAACGGGGAGGUGUGGUUGUUUUAUACUUCAUCAAAAUGUUCUUACACAGAAGUUUUACUGUAAAAGUGUUAAGAUUUACCCUGUAAUCCAUUGUUUUGUUUAAUAAAAUGUUUUCUUUUUAAUAACA
Mesocricetus auratus (golden hamster) is the source of this 2396-nucleotide messenger RNA. Its product is annotated as spermatogenesis- and oogenesis-specific basic helix-loop-helix-containing protein 2. Bases 58 to 1458 code for a protein of 466 amino acids. The transcript has 11 exons. Gene Ontology annotation, cellular component: nucleus. Gene Ontology annotation, molecular function: RNA polymerase II cis-regulatory region sequence-specific DNA binding; protein dimerization activity; DNA-binding transcription factor activity, RNA polymerase II-specific. The record is from RefSeq and is a predicted model, not a curated record. Lineage: Eukaryota; Metazoa; Chordata; Mammalia; Rodentia; Cricetidae. Gene Ontology annotation, biological process: regulation of DNA-templated transcription; spermatogenesis.